AUGGAUUUCAUCAAGACCAGUUCCCUGCGUGCUCUGAUUGAGUUAACUUUCCAACGCAACUGGAACGGCCUAAUUUGGAUGAGUAGAAAAGGAGUUAUAACCAAAAGAGUGAAGACUGUCCAGACGGCUCUAUCGAGAAUCAGCGCCCAACCGCGCAGUCCGGCUGGCCGAGAAACUAUGUUUCCGCUCGGCCAAAGUCAUAUCCGUCCGUCUGAAGUCUCGGCCAAAGUUCCAAACCGACCGGCCGAUCACGCAUCACGACCCGGGAAACAUCCCGCGGUCGGCCAGCCACAACUCCACGCCACGCCGCGCACGACCAUGCCGCGCGAGCCGGGAACAAGCCUCGCGGCCGCGCAACCCUUCGCGUACCACGGCCGAUGCAUCCGUCCGAGCCGGGAAAAGUCCCACGUCCGGCCGACCGAAAAUCAUCCGGCCACGACCGUUCCGAUCGCCACGACCCGACUGUCCGGCCGAUCGUCCCGACCGACCGUCCCAACGCCGCGGUCGACCCGAAGCCCGUUUUGA
Molecule: messenger RNA, 525 nt
Organism: Microthlaspi erraticum
Lineage: Eukaryota; Viridiplantae; Streptophyta; Magnoliopsida; Brassicales; Brassicaceae
Source: the annotation of a GenBank genome assembly